Messenger RNA from Notolabrus celidotus (New Zealand spotty), 2654 nucleotides. RefSeq names its product trimethylguanosine synthase 1 (gene tgs1). NCBI's taxonomy places the organism in Eukaryota, Metazoa, Chordata, Actinopteri, Labriformes, Labridae. Gene Ontology annotation, biological process: 7-methylguanosine RNA capping; 7-methylguanosine cap hypermethylation. The coding region runs from base 1 to 2346 and encodes 781 amino acids. Gene Ontology annotation, cellular component: nucleus. Gene Ontology annotation, molecular function: RNA cap trimethylguanosine synthase activity. The transcript has 15 exons. The record is from RefSeq and is a predicted model, not a curated record.
AUGUGGGUUGGAGCUCCACAGGCAGAGUCUCGGGGGGAUCGAGAGCUGUAUCGCUCUGAUAACAGAUUCCUCUCCUUUGACCCGGCUGACCCUGCAGUCAGAGAAACAGAUGAUGAAGAGGAGGAGGAGGAGGAGGAGGAAGAGCAGGUGUUGGAUGAAGAGGCUCUGUUGAUGGCCAGCAUGGGUCUGCCUGUGGCCUUCGUCAGCUCCUCGAAACAGAGGAGGGAGGGGAGACGAUCUAACAGAAAGAUUACUGCUGAACCAGCUGAGGAGGAGGAGGAGGAGGAAGAUCUUCAGACUGAUAACACAGCUGAUCAGAGGGAGCUGUGGGAUCCAUCGGAGGAAGGAACAAAGGAGACUCAAGAUGCCGGCUGGGAAGUCUACUGGGCUCAACAGGGUGAAGCUCUGAUGUGGAGCAGCUGGCUUGAGAAGCAUCCUGAGACUCCAGCUGAAGAUCCAGGAUCAGCGGCUCCACCUUGGGAAGACCCGGACACAAAGGCUGCCUGGGAUCAACAUGCAGCAGAGACGUAUUACUCCUACUGGGAGCAGUAUUCAUACUGGGCAGCGCAGGGCUGGACCGCUGACCAGACCACCUGUGGAGGAGAGGCAGCAGCAGCAGGACUGAUGGACGGCAGCACAGAGGGAGGGAGGGAUGGACAGACUGAAGCUGAGAGCCAACAGGGACAAGAGGACAAUGUGGAGGUUUUGAAUGAUAUGGUUAAACAAAACUGCAGGAUAGAAGAAGACAGGAGCUCUGAGGCGGACCGGAUAGACGGACAGCGUGAGGGUGUGAUCUGUUACUCUGAUGAUCCCUCUGAUGGCGGGAACCAGCGCAAGAGACCGGCUUCCUCCUCUCAGAGGAACACCGCUGAACAGAAAGGCUCCCAGCAGGUUCCCCGCAGCGCUGACAGAGACUGUGGCUCAGAUAAGAAGUCAACAUCAGGAGGAGAGGAUGAUGAAGAUGAUGAUAGCAAGCCCCCAGGACGAGGACAUGUUAAAGUCAAACGCAGUCAUGAGUUGGAUUUGGAGGAAACCCCACAGAUGACAUCAGAGGAGGCUUGGAGUAAACUAGGACUCAAACACAACCCAAACCCUCAGUAUGACAGCGUGCUGAGAUUUAAAGGCGGAGCUGAUCAGAGGGGUCCGAGAAAGUGGCUCACCAAGACGGCGGCCUGCAGCAUCGGCAAACACACCAGAUUCUCUGAGACAGGUGGAGGCGACCCGCAGCCCCGGAUCAGCUCCACCCUCUGCAAGGUCAAAAACUUCCUUGAAAAGAACCAGAGAGCGGCAGAAACGACCCAACGGGACCCGAGCGAGACCAGAGGAGGCAGCGCACACACACAGGAGGUGCAACCCUCAUGUCUGGAAGAAGGGAUGGAAGAAGAGAAGAAGAGGAGCCUGAAGGAGGUGGAUGGAGAGACUUCUAGUACUCUGUGUAGAACAGGUACUGACGAGAAGGAGUGCACCCAGCCAAGAUCCUCUUUUAACUCUGCGACUUGGACUGUAGAAAGAGAGAGUGACGAGGAGGAGAGGGAGAAAGAGCAACCCGGGAGACAGAUAGUGUGUCCAGAAACUCCGGACUUCCUCCUACCUGACGCACCUGAAGGCAGCAGAGAGAUGAGCACAAAAGACCGAAAGAAGCCGACAAAGAGGAAAAACAAGCGAAGGGGGAAGCAGCCGGUUCCAGCGGAGAUGGCAGCAGAACCAGGACUCGCCAAAUACUGGGCUCAACGCUACAGACUCUUCUCCCGCUUUGAUGAAGGGAUCAGGCUGGACCGAGAGGGUUGGUUCUCUGUGACACCGGAGAGGAUCGCUGAGCACAUCGCCCUCAGGGUGCAGCACAGCUUCCCCGACUCUCAGCUGGUCGUGGACGCUUUCUGUGGGGUGGGAGGAAACGCCAUCCAGUUUGCACUCACUGGAAAGAGAGUCCUGGCCGUAGACAUCGACCCGGUGAGGUUAGAUCUGGCACGCCACAACGCCACCGUUUACGGUGUCGCCCACCAAAUCGACUUCCUGCAAGGAGACUUCCUCCAGCUGGCGCCCCACCUCCGUGGAGAUGUGGUCUUCCUCUCGCCUCCAUGGGGAGGGCCAGACUACCUGACCGCCGAGGUGUUUGACAUCAAGACCAUGAUGGAUCCGGAUGGAUUUGAGAUUUUCCACCUGGCCAAGCUGAUCUCAGACAACAUCGUGUACUUCCUGCCUCGUAAUGCUGAUGUAGACCAGAUCGCCUCUCUGGCUGGUCCAGGAGGAAAGGUGGAGGUGGAGCAGAACCUCCUCAACAACAAACUGAAGACUGUGACUGCUUACUUUGGCAGCUUGAUCCAUUCAGACUCUGAGGGACUCUAAAGGACUCUUCUCUUCCUCCUCUCAGUGAGAGUGGAACAGGAACUUACUUCAGACUGCUUUCAGAUCAGAUCCUUUACACUCAGUCGGUCUUCUACGUACGUCCUGUAUUCAGAUUUUAGUCGUUAUGAUUUAGUGAUAUGUAAUGAUAUGUUGUUAAUGAUCACAGGUUACAGUUUCUGAUGUUUGAGUUCCUUCAGUUGGUUUUAUGGUUUUAUAACACACAGAGGGGAUGACAUUUUUACAGAUAUUUAUACAUGUUGCUGUUUUAAUUUUAAUUCUAUGUAAGAGCUAAUAAAUGUUUUCCAGAA